AUGGCCGCUGCAGUGGAGAGUAUCGUGGCAUCGCCGGAGGAUUUCCCCUCUACUGCCAGUCUGGAGAUUCAGUAUCACCGCAUUGAAGUGGACGAAGAUACCCCCGCUACCGCAGACGACAAUAUCCACCAUGAUCCCAUGAGAACGCCACUCGCCAAGCGCCGUCGCCUAUGUUCUGCGACUGAUGAGAAUCCUUUCGAUCUCCGCUCUUCCUCGCUCCCCUCACGUAAGGUCUCUCUGGUGGGUAUCCGAAGUGACAGUGAGGAGUACACGGAAGGACUCAAGUAUCAUCAUCAACGACAAGAGCAUGGGUGUGCUUCCUACGACGGCAGCAAGAAGCAACGUGUGAACUUUCGCGACAAAGUCCAUGUCAGGGAGAUCCCUUCCCAUAGAGACUGCUGCCCCACCGUGAGAAAACUCGUCUGGAACAGUCUACGAGAGAUCCAGACGAAUGCAGCAAGGAACGAGCUUGAGUUUUAUGCAGACUGCAAUGACUGGAGACAAGCCAAAGAAGAAGACCAGUUCUGCCUUUGGCAUGAUGAGACAACUCAGUCCAGUGCCCUGGUACAUCCCGUCACUUUUGAGAAACUACAACGAGAACGCCAAUUUGUAUUGCUACAGUUGGGUAUCCACCACAAUGAACAAGAGCCGCGGGGAUUCAAACGAACUAACGAGGGAUCGCCGCUCAGAAGGAUCGCCAAGGUAUCAUCAUUCCAAGAUCUUUCCAAGCAACGGUAG
Molecule: messenger RNA, 738 nt
Organism: Seminavis robusta
Lineage: Eukaryota; Bacillariophyta; Bacillariophyceae; Naviculales; Naviculaceae
Source: the annotation of a GenBank genome assembly